UAACCAGAAACUCCUCCUAUUACCAGCAUAACUCUCUGGAACAAACAAAAAAGCCUCGAGCUUCCGCCUAAUCUGAUAUCGUAACACGCAUGUUCUGAGAGCUGAAUAACUUUUCAGAGGACACUAUUUUUACCGUGACACAAGCAACAACAUGAGCAAGUCCAACAAAAAUACAACAUCAACUGCAAAGUUUUACAAAGAACCAGCAAUGGUAGAGGAAGUGUACACUGGAUACCUGCACAAGUCCCCUGGCCAAUCGGCCGUGUUAAAAAGCUUUAAAUCAUGGAAGCACCGUUUCUUUGUGCUCUCCAAGACGGGCGAAGACACCUACCAGCUGACAUACCAUACAAACAACGAAAAGAGAGACAAAUCUGUGGGAAAGAUAGACCUUUCUAAGAUCAGCUUGCUGUUUACUGGCCCAGACAAACAUCAGAUGUGGGACUGGAUUCAGAAACACUUCAGGUGUCCUCCAGCCUCUGUGCUGUUCUUGAGGGUGGAAGAUGACACACCAAAACACGCGAGAGAUUAUUUCCUGAUUGGAGAAAACAGUGAUGAUGUGAAUGGCUGGCACGAUGCCUUAGUCAAGGCCGUGAAGACCCAGAAACCAAAUAAACUGCGACAUACAGAUGACACCAUUGAGGACAACAGAUGUAGAUCAACAUCUGCACCUCUGAACGAUUCGGAACCAAAGGUUAAAGAUCACUUUGAUGAAAGACGGUCAGCACCCGAAUUAAUGUUAUCUUCUCUGCCCCCCGACCAUUAUGACUAUCCUCGCAAGUUCAGCGAACCUCUAGUACCAGUAGAGCGCAAGAUUUCAGUUAAAGAGGAUGAAGACGAGAAGGAUGGGAAACAGGAUGAAUCUACAGAGGAUGGCAGUCAAUACAUGUUAAUGGCAUCAUUGCAAAUGAAAUUGGAAGAUGACCAACAAGAGGCGGACACUGCACGCAUACAGACAAACACUUCCAUUAAUGGCCAUGAGUCCUCUGUGUGCAAUGGUGCAGUCAACCAGGAUAAGGAAUAUGAAAAUAAACGAAUGAGCACAGAUGGGAGACAUUCUCAGCAUCGUCUCCCCAACUUCAAUGAGAACUGUGCCUCUACCGAGCUGGACAAGGUGCCUUUAAACAAGAGUGAAACACACGCACAUGUCGAGAAGGAGAUCUGCGUUAGCCCAAACAGUCUGAAAAACAGUCUGAUCUUGACGGAGGAAGAAGGCAAACCAUGUGUUUCUGAGUGUCGGCAGUUUCAGGACUCGUGUCUGUUCCAUAAGGGGGAUCAGAUCCUGGCCUUCAAUGGCCUGCGGACAGACACAGUAGAAGAGAUACACACAUACCUAAGAAGACUAAGCAAGGAUGAGGUAAAACUCACUAUUCGGCGGUUUCCAGGAUCCCAGCCUCUGCACUCUGAAUCCUGCAUAUCACAAUGAGGACAUGAAAGAAAAUCUCUUGUGAAUUCUCUUAUCACCAUUGAGCUAUUAGAAACAUUGUGCACAUGUCUAGUGUAAGGUCAAAGGGACUGUGGGACAUUUAAGCUCAUUCAUUUGAGUCUAAAAAUACUGAAAAUAAGGUGUUAAUAAUAACAGAAGUGGAAAUUCGAAUAUCUAAAGUACCUUGUCCUAUUUUGCAUGUACAUAAACCAUGUAAAACAAUGUGAAUGAAUUGUCAGAUUCACUCAAAAUGCCACUGAGUGAAAGAAAUUAGUAUCAUUUAGACUGUAUAUAUGUAAAUGAAACUGCUCGAGUCGGUAUAUAUUAGUUCAUGUUUGUUGUAUGUGAAGAACAAGAGUCAAGUAUUACUUUAUAACAAGUAUGAAGGUUAAGUAACAGUGAAAAAUGCAGUUAUAAACUGUUCAUGUAUUUUAACCUCUUUAAAGCUGCACUUUUUCCCGUAAAGGGACAUGGGGUGGAAAAAAAAAAUCAAUGCUUCUGUGUUGACUCGCAAAAUGUUUGCGUUCCCUUGAAAUUCCAUUCAUUGAUUUAAAUGUUUCUUUCUGAGGGAACGCAAAGUUUCUCGAGGGAACACAAAAGAUUUCGCGAGCGAAUGCAAAAGCAUUGACAAAUCAUUUUUCCUCCCAUCUCAUUUUUUUCACCAAGUCCCUUUAGGGG
Messenger RNA from Megalobrama amblycephala (Wuchang bream), 2101 nucleotides. Its product is annotated as pleckstrin homology domain-containing family S member 1-like. NCBI's taxonomy places the organism in Eukaryota, Metazoa, Chordata, Actinopteri, Cypriniformes, Xenocyprididae. The record is from RefSeq and is a predicted model, not a curated record. The coding region runs from base 152 to 1423 and encodes 423 amino acids. The transcript has 14 exons. Gene Ontology annotation, molecular function: protein binding.